UUCGCGGGGUGUGUUGAAAGGAGUGCUUUCCGUUCUGACUUCUCAAACAAACUAAAAAAACGAUAAUAUACAUGUGCGAAUAUUCGUGUUCGAGGAAUAUAAAUGCCCAGCUUGAUAACUCAACAAGUGCUGACGAUGGACUUGAUGGAACAAACCGAGUAUAAACGUUGUGAGACGAAGGAUAAGUACCUUGUAAAACACACUGAAAGGCAGGAAUCAAGACAUACUGUGAAGGUGGAGGUAUUAAUUCGUAGUAAGUUGGAGUCCACCAUCACAUCCUUCUCUAUGAAAAGGCGGCAGGUCGUGGCUCGCCACAGGCGAGAGCAGCACCUGAAGAAGGACUUGAAAGUAUCACCCAAGAAAGAUGUGAUGACUAGGACCAACAGCCGAUCAAGGCAGCGUAAUGUGGGUCAAGGGCAACGUACCCUCAGCUGGGAUCCUGACACUUUCUGCUCCGAUAGUGACUGUUCUGUAGUGAGCAAUGAUGUUGACAAGGCAGGGACCACACCGGCAUCUGUUGUUGACCUCACUGGCAGUGUCAGCCCAGCUCAGAGUAGUGAGGAUGUUGUUGUGUUACUGUCGGCUGGUGAGGAGGACAAGGUCCAUCGUUCGGAGUUGGAAAAGUUAAGGCAGAGCUCACUUGCUCCUGUUCCGGUUAGAAAAAUAUCCUUACCCCUGAAGUCAAUGGCUGAAGACACUUUGCAAACACUCAGACUAAAGAAAGACUCACCAGGACAAAAGCUGAUUUCUUGCAGUCCUUUUAAAUCUCGCACUGAGAGCCAUGAGUGUUUUGACAGUCGGUUGGAAACCAUUUCUGAAGACUCUGUGACGUCAGGUCCCAGCUCUCCUCACACUGCUGAUACUUCUCUCAGAUGUACAGAGUGCAACAAGCUUUUUACCAAAAUGAGGAGACUAGGACCUCCAAGAACCAAAAAAAGGGACAAAGAUCCAACCUCUCUAUCAUGUGAUGAAUGGUUGCUCAAAAAAGCAUGGCACCCACAGAGACGACGGCACAUGAAAGGAAAGCUAUGGGUGCACUUGAAGCGAAUUAGGAUGCUUGCUCUGAAGCAUUCAGCUGCUGAAAUGACAAAUGUAUGGCCGCUGUGCUCUAGACCUCACGUCUUUCUGCAGAGGAAUUUGCGUCGCUGCAGGGAAAUGUCCAGCAUGCUUGAUCAGUCUGAGAGCAAAGUCAAGUCACGUCGCCGUAGACUUAAAGCAACAAAUGCAUGGCCUCCACUCUGUGCAAAAUAUCAAAGGCAAAAAAAGAGGAAAUCCUCUGAGAAGGACAGUACAUCACAGCAUCUUUCAGCCCUGGACUUCACCAUCGUCACCAACUCCAUGGAGAACAAACGGCCUGCAAAGCAUGAUGCUCACCAUACUGGUUCACAGCAGCAGAACAAAGUUCUAAAGAAGCAAAUCUUUAGUGACAAGAGUGACGUCCUGGAUGAACAGACAGGUUGUGAUAGCCUAGAGGGAACUCGCAGGGUGCUGAAAUUUGAUGACUCUAUAUGUAAAUUGGCCAUGGACCCACGGAAACCAAGACAGGGCCUUGCACAUAAACAUGCAGAAAGAAAACUACAUGAAGGCCAAGCAGAUUUCACAGGAAAGGAUUGUACCGGGGCAGAAAAAGUUCUUCGUGAAGACCUGGAAGAGUUUAGAACCCCCCCAGACAUCUGCAGUGUGGAGUCUAAGAUUGUCAGGAAAAGUCGUCCGUCGUUCUUUUCCUCAGGCCAUCCGCCACAUACGGCACACAAGGACAGUUUUAGGUCCAUGUUAGCUGCAUUUGAGAAGAGUCACAACAGGAUUAUUAAAGAAUCCCAUAACUGAGGGUUUUGCAGUGGCUUGUGUUGCCCUUGUUUGGAAAUAUUUGGUGAGUUACUCUGUCCUGUCAUGGAGCUAGAAAAGUUAUAGAUGGACAUCUGAUUCCUGUAUUGCCUGUGAAACAUUUCAAAACUUUGGAAACCAGCGUUGAUCAGUCUGUAUGAUGUGAGAAAGCAUACCAAGAGUUGUUGUUUGUAUGUUGUUGUUUUAACUUUUGAAAAUGUUAAGAACAUCAAUUUGGCAUUGCCAUUGUUUUGUAAGACGAGAUAAGGGGGAUGUUACAUUAGUUUGGCAUGGUCUUUGUAUGUUCAAUAGAGGGAAGCCUUUUGUUUUUUCAAAUGGACGAAGCAAAGUUUUGCUGCCACGUUUCUAGUGUUGCUGAAACUUUAGGUCAUUGUCCUUUUCACAGACUUUUUUUUUUCUUUGAAGAAAGCAGUAACACACUAUGUUAAUAAAAUAAAUACAAAUAAACUGUAUA
Colossoma macropomum (tambaqui) is the source of this 2299-nucleotide messenger RNA. RefSeq lists its product as uncharacterized. The record is from RefSeq and is a predicted model, not a curated record. The transcript is spliced from 6 exons. NCBI's taxonomy places the organism in Eukaryota, Metazoa, Chordata, Actinopteri, Characiformes, Serrasalmidae. Bases 103 to 1827 code for a protein of 574 amino acids.